Molecule: messenger RNA, 2463 nt
Organism: Chanos chanos (milkfish)
Lineage: Eukaryota; Metazoa; Chordata; Actinopteri; Gonorynchiformes; Chanidae
Product: vomeronasal type-2 receptor 1-like
Exons: 7
Coding region: 1-2463 (820 amino acids)
Biological process (GO): G protein-coupled receptor signaling pathway
Cellular component (GO): plasma membrane
Molecular function (GO): G protein-coupled receptor activity
Source: RefSeq, a predicted model, not a curated record
AUGACUCUUCUUCUCUUGUGCACUCUCUAUUACUCCAUCUCAACAGCUACACCUUUCCCUGCACUGUGUGAUCUGCAGAGAGACAUUGAGCAUCCUGUGUUUAUGGCUAAUGGGGACUUGACAUUAGGAGGAAUUUUCCCAUUGCAUUACAAAGUAGAAAUGCCAGAAACAGAUUACUCAAAGCAACCUUUGACAGCACAGUGUAAAGGAUUUGACCCCAGGGCUUUCCGCUGGGCUUUAACUCUGAGGCUGGCAGUGGAAGAGAUCAACCAGAGGGAGGAUCUGUUACCCAACCACAUGCUGGGCUAUAAAAUAUUUGACUCAUGUGCUACUCCAGUGACUGCCCAGAGAGCAGCGCUGGCAGUGCUGAAUGGGCAGGAUGUCGCAAACAGUUCCAUAUGUUCUGGGACAGGCUCUUUAUUGGCUUUAGUUGGAGAAUCAGGAUCAUCUCAAACCAUAGUAGUCUCCAGAACUCUGCAGGCCUUCAGAAUCCCAAUGAUCAGUUAUUUUUCAACAUGCUCUUGUCUGAGUGAUAGGAGACAGUUUCCAACAUUUUUCAGAGUGGUCCCAAAUGACGACUAUCAGGUCAAGGCCAUUGCUCAGCUCCUGAGGAAAUUUGGCUGGACUUGGAUUGGUGUUGUCACUGAGGACCAUGACUAUGGCAGGUUUGCUCUGCAGGGUCUCAAAAGAGAAAUAGAGAACACAGAUAUCUGCUUGGCGUAUCAUGAAAUGAUCCCAAAAGACUUCAAACGGGAACGGGUCCUGGAAAUUCUGAAAGUUAUGAAAAGAUCCACUGCAAGGGUGGUGGUUGUUUUCUCUGGUGAAGGGGAAUUUUAUCCCUUCCUUAAGGAGUUUAUGACUCAAAAUAUCACUGGAAUCCAGUGGAUUGCCAGUGAGGCUUGGGUAACAGCUGCAGUUUUGGCAGAGUCUUUCUCCUUCUUAGCUGGCACAAUAGGUUUCGCUAUUCGCCAAGGACAUAUACCAGGACUGGGAGACUACCUGACGACAGUAGACCCAUGGAAAAACUCUCAUCUGCCUCCAUGCUCAGGACAGGAGAAACUUCAGCACUCUGCCUACUUUAAAACAUCCAGUCCUCGUGUGGCCUAUAAUGUAUACAAAGCUGUGUAUGCUAUAGCUCACGCUCUACAUAAUCUUAUUGUCUGUAAGCCUGGAUCUGGACCAAUCGACCAUUUAUCAUGUGCAAAUAUCAGCAAUGUUUAUCCCUGGCAGCUUCAGCAUUAUCUACAAGAAGUUUCUUUUUCUAUCUCUGGUGAAAACAUGAGCUUUGAUGAGAAUGGAGACUCCAUUCCAUCAUAUGACCUGAUAAACUGGCAGACAGAUCCAGGAGGAGAAAUUCAGUUUGUGAAAGUGGGCCUUUAUGAUGGGAGCAAACCUGCAAAGGAGGCUGGGAAAGAGCUGGUCAUCCAGGAGAAGUCAAUCAUGGUUAUGUCUAUUUGCAGCGAAAGCUGUGCUCCAGGAUUCAGGAAGGCUGUCCGUCAAGGGGAGCCUCUUUGCUGCUUUGACUGUGUACCAUGUGACAGUGGCAAGAUUAGUAAUCGGACAGAUUCAAUACAUUGUAUGCCCUGUCCUGAAGAUUACUGGUCAAAUGCUGCAGGAACAAGGUGCAUACCAAAGGCAGUUGAGUUCCUCACCCAUGAUGCAAUGGGGAUAGCCCUGACGGUGAUAGCUGUGGUGGGAGCCUGCCUCACAAUUGCUGUGUUGGUAGUUUUCCUCUACCACAGAAACACCCCUGUCGUCCGCAUCAAUAACUCUGAACUGAGUUUCUUCAUUUUGUUCGCUCUGGCUCUGUGCUUUCUCUGUGCUCUGGUUUUUAUUGGAGAGCCCACUUCCUGGUCAUGCAUGCUGCGUCACACAGCUUUCAGCAUCACCUUCUCCCUCUGCAUCUCCUGCAUCCUGGGUAAGACCCUGGUGGUUCUGGCUGCUUUCACUGCCACUCAGCCAGGAAACAAUGUGAUGAAGUGGCUGGGACCCAAACAGCAGAGAGUCAUCAUCUUCAGCUGUACCAUGGUCCAGGUGAUGAUCUGUGCUGCUUGGCUCAUCACUUCCCCUCCUUUCCCCUCCAGAAACACCCAGUAUCAGCGGUCCAAGAUCAUCCUGGAAUGCACAGUGGGCUCAGAUGUGGCCUUCUGGUGUGUUCUGGGCUACAUUGGGCUCCUGGCUGGUGUUUGCUUUAUUCUGGCCUUCCAGGCCCGAAACUUGCCAGGAAAUUUUAACGAGGCCAAAUACAUCACGUUCAGCAUGCUGAUAUUUUGCGCAGUAUGGUUAGCCUUUGUGCCUGCCUAUGUCAGCUCACCUGGCAAGUUUACCACAGCAGUGGAGAUCUUUGCUAUUUUAGCAUCAAGUUUUGGUUUGCUUUUAUGUUUAUUUGCUCCAAAGUGUUACAUUAUCUUAUUGAAACCAGAGAAGAACAGCAAACAACAUCUGAUGGGCAAAGAAAGAUAG